Lactuca sativa (garden lettuce) is the source of this 1065-nucleotide messenger RNA. NCBI's taxonomy places the organism in Eukaryota, Viridiplantae, Streptophyta, Magnoliopsida, Asterales, Asteraceae. The record is from RefSeq and is a predicted model, not a curated record.
AUGGAGUGUAUGUUGAAAAAGAUAAAAAAGAAGAAAGAAAAGAUAAAAGAUGAAGCAUACUAUGUGAAGAAAAUUAAAGAGCUCAAAAACAAAACCAAGAAUUUUGCACUUGUGGCAACUAGUGAUGAUUAUGAAGACGUUGAGUGUGGAUGUGAGAAGUCAGAAAAAGAAGAGAAGGAGAAUAUCGAAGGAAGUGAUAAUGUAAAUGGUUAUCAAGGAACAUGUCUUAUGGCUUAUUCUUCAAGGUCAAAAAUCAUUGAAAAUGUAUCUCUCUUACUUAAAUCUUUUGGCAUUCUACCAUCUUCAUAUCAGGGUGUUUUAAAUGAUAUCGAAAAGAACUGUUUAUACAUUAAUAAUCUUAUUUCUAUGAGUAGUGAUGCAGAAAAGGAAAAAUGUGAACUUUAUGAAGCUGGAAAUAAGUUGGAGGAAAAAAAAGAAGAUUAUGUUGAAUUAGACGAUCAUUCAGAUACAUUUAGUGAACUAGACGGGAAAUUAAAUGUUGAUUGUUCUGAUUUAUCGAUGACCAAAGUUAACUCAUUAACUAAAAAUGAUGAUCAUAUUAAUUCGAUAUCGAAGGAUAAUUCUAAUCUUUUAUUGAAAAAUUGUAAGUUUUCAAAUGUUGAUUACAUUAAAAUCAAAAACAUCACACAUGAUAAAAACAAAUAUGAAAAUGAUUAUGAUAGUGAAAAGUUAGGUAGAGUUGUUGAAGAUCGCGUUUUUGAAGAUUCUAAAAAUUACAAUAAAGUGUUGAAUAAGAAAGGUCAACAUUAUCUUGAACAAAGUGUUGGUGUAUAUCCAAAGUUCAAAGAUUUUCCAAAUCAAGUGUUUGUUACAAAAGGAAAUUAUGAUAAAAUUGAUCAAAGAUUUAUUUCAAUGGUUAAUAAAGACAAUAUGAAAGUAACUUAUGCAGAUAAUAUGAUUCUAGUUGAUAGUGGUUUCUCGCGUCACAUGAUUGGGAAAAAGGAGUAUCUUAAAGACUAUCGGAAAUUAGACAAUGCUAGAGAAGUGAAGUUUAGUAACAAUAAAAAAUGUUCAAUCAAAGGAUACAUGAAAAUCAUGAACUAA